Molecule: messenger RNA, 1832 nt
Organism: Raphanus sativus (radish)
Lineage: Eukaryota; Viridiplantae; Streptophyta; Magnoliopsida; Brassicales; Brassicaceae
Product: protein phosphatase 2C 3-like
Exons: 3
Coding region: 215-1531 (438 amino acids)
Biological process (GO): protein dephosphorylation
Cellular component (GO): nucleus; cytosol
Molecular function (GO): protein serine/threonine phosphatase activity; cation binding
Source: RefSeq, a predicted model, not a curated record
AUUUUAAAAAAUGUUUGUGAAGCGGUAGGGCGCCUGCGUGGGUAUAAAUGGCUCGUGCCCCUUAACGUGUACCGAUGAUAUUUAUUCAUUAACCUUCUGGUACUCCUAUAUAAUCAAAACACUAUUCUGUAAGCAAAAAAAAAAAAAAAAAAAAAAAAGCAAAAACAAAACAGAUUAGUUGGUUCAUUGACAGAAGAGAAAUCUUUUGUGUGUGAUGUCGGAUAUUUGUUACGAGGACGACGCGUUGGCUUGUGAAACGAGGCCGUCGUGGUCAAGCCGGAGGCGAAGGAUCGGAGUCCAGCGAUGUAGGAUGACUCCCUCAGAGAUGAAUAAGGCGGCGGAAGAUUCAGAGGGGAUUAAUAAACGUAAUAAGCAAGAGGAGUACGAUUUUAUGAACUGUGCAUCGCCGCCUCCUCUUCCUCGAAGCUCACCUGAAGAUUGUUCAGAAGGAGAUGACGAGAGUGUAUUGGUAGAUCGAGAGGCCACGAGGAAUAAAAGCGAGAGUUCAUUGGUUCUUCUUCCGUAUAAGAAAACAACUGUGAGAGAGAGGGAGGAUGCGAGGCCUAGAUACGGCGUCGCAUCAGUGUGCGGUAGAAGAAGAGACAUGGAGGAUACGGUUGCGAUUCAUCCGUCUUUUGUUCGGAAGCAAACUGAGUUUUCUCGUGCAAGGUGGCACUAUUUCGGAGUUUACGACGGUCAUGGCUGUUCUCACGUGGCGGCGAGAUGUAAAGAGAGGCUUCACGAGCUAGUGCAAGAGGAAGCGAUGUCGGACAAGAACGAAGAAUGGAAGAAGAUGAUGGAUCGUAGCUUCACGCGCAUGGACAAGGAAGCUGUUCGUUGGGAGGAGACCGUGAUGAGCGCUAACUGCAAGUGCGAGCUUCAGACACCGAACUGCGACGCUGUGGGAUCCACCGCUGUCGUCUCCGUCAUUACGCCGGAGAAGAUCAUUGUAGCGAACUGCGGCGAUUCUAGAGCAGUUCUCUGUCGGAAUGGAAAACCAGUUCCUCUAUCUACAGAUCACAAGCCGGAUCGUCCGGACGAGUUGGAUCGGAUCCAGGAAGCAGGAGGGAGAGUGAUAUACUGGGAUGGUCCAAGAGUGUUGGGCGUUUUAGCCACGUCACGAGCCAUCGGAGACAACUACUUGAAACCGUACGUGAGUUCUGAGCCGGAAGUCACGGUGACUGAUCGUACGGAAGAAGAUGAGUUUAUGAUUCUAGCUAGCGAUGGGCUAUGGGACGUUGUGACAAACGAGGCGGCGUGUGCGAUGGUGCAAAUGUAUCUUAACAAAAAAGGUGGACGUGGAGGAGGAAGGCGGCGAGAAGCUAGGGAUGGUGAAGAAAGGAAAGAUGAGGAGGAGGAGAAGGAUGUGGUGGGGUCAAGGAAGAACGGGAAGAAAGGAGAGAUCACGGACAGAGCAUGUACGGAGGCGUCAGUGUUGCUGACGAAGCUAGCGUUAGCGAAGCACAGUAGCGAUAACGUAAGCGUUGUUGUUAUUGAUCUCAGCAGAAGAAGAAAAAGACACGUUGCUUGACACUAAUCUCAUCACUCCACACGGUCUUUUCUUUCUUUUAAAUAUGAUUCCUUUUUAGAGGUUUCACUGGGACGAAGGCAUCUUUAGAUCUUCUCCCAAUCCAAAAGUGAGAAAGCAUCAGUUCAAAAACACAAACUCGGUGUUAAUCAAAAACACGGUUAAACCGGGUGGCAUGGUUUGUUCUGAACCAUCCUUUUGUUGCCUUUUUGGUUGUGUGUAAGAUAACAAACAAAAAAGGAAGACGGAAUGUGUCACCGUCUUGGUGGAAUCAGUUGCAUAAUUCAAUGAAUUUUUUUUUUUU